Mercurialis annua (annual mercury) is the source of this 2335-nucleotide messenger RNA. Its product is annotated as serine/threonine-protein kinase haspin homolog. Gene Ontology annotation, biological process: mitotic cell cycle; protein phosphorylation; intracellular signal transduction. The coding region runs from base 174 to 2090 and encodes 638 amino acids. Gene Ontology annotation, cellular component: nucleus; cytoplasm. The record is from RefSeq and is a predicted model, not a curated record. The transcript is spliced from 14 exons. Lineage: Eukaryota; Viridiplantae; Streptophyta; Magnoliopsida; Malpighiales; Euphorbiaceae. Gene Ontology annotation, molecular function: ATP binding; histone H3T3 kinase activity.
UUUGAAUUUCUACACAACACUAAGCUUUAAAACGAUAACGUUUAAUUAAACGGCACUCCCGCUUAUAUACUUGAUUCAAAAAAUUAUUUCUUCCUCGAUUUCUGAGUACCGGUCUUGUCAACAGAAUUAAUUUGUAUGAUCAACUCUAAUUACAGUUUAAUCCUAUCAUAAUCAUGGGCUCUAAUCCUAAAGCAAGUGCCCUAUGGGCAGAAAUGUUAGCUGAAGAAUCAAAUUACAAAAAUCAGAAUCAAAAACCGAACGAAACCGAAGAAUUGCUGUAUUACAGAAGAAGACGCUCUCAAAAGACCCCUCAAGAUCGUGCCGAUUUGCGAUUCUUGAAUCAAUCGGAUUCGAAUAAGGAGAAUCGAAUUAGUUUGGGCUGUGCUGGUGCUGGUCCUGUCAAGAGAAUUAGUUGGAAUCGUGCACUUUCAAUCAGAGGAAGAGUAAGUAUUGCUGUUACCGCUUGUGUGCACAAUAGACCUCAACAGAAGCAAGCAAAAAGAAAAGGAAAGCCACCUGUUCCUAAAAGAAAGGCUGAACAACCUUUAAAUUUUGAGAAAGAAAGGAAAUACUUUCAAGAGGUUGAUGAAUUUGAUUUGUUGGAGGAGAGUCCUUCUCCCAAAAACUUUGGUACAUGGAUCACUGGUAAUCAAGCAAAUAAUGCUCCUAUACCACGUUUGUCAUCAAGAUUACAGAACUGGCUAAUUACCAAGAAAUUAAAGGACAGCUCGGGGAUGUCUACCACACUCUCAAAGCUAUUAGAAGAAACUCCAAAGAUGCCACUGGAACCUAUUUAUGUUGAUGAUAUCAACACUCCAAAUUUGAAAACCCCAGAAAAAUCAUACUUUAAACCCAAUUUAAUUUUGCAUUCUGUUCGUAGAAGAAUUAAUGAAUUAUUACUCACUAAUUAUGUGCCUGAAAGGAGGUCCAGUUUACAAAGGAGCAGCACUAUGUUGUCCCGUCUGCGUGAUGAGGGUUUUAAGGAUAUUGAAUCUGCGAUAAAGAAACUAUCUUUAGCUUCAAAAUCUACUUCCGUAGAUCAUGACUGUGUGGAUCCAUUUUCUUCUCUCUUAGCAGUUUGUGGACAGACUGCCCCAUCAACUUUGCUUGAUGUCUUCUCCAAAUAUUGUGACCCACAAAGUAUUACCAAAGUUGGUGAAGGAACAUUUGGAGAAGCCUUUAAAGUUGGUACCACUGUCUGCAAAAUUGUUCCAUUUGAUGGAGAGUUGAGAGUAAAUGGAGAAGUGCAGAAGAAAUCAGAAGAACUUCUUGAAGAGGUUGUACUUUCUAGAACUCUCAAUCAUCUAAGAGGACACGAUGGUGACGCGGCUGAUGCCUCCAAUGCCUGUACAACUUUCAUUGAGACCUUAGAUUUAAGGGUGUGCCAGGGUCCGUAUGAGAAUGCAUUGAUUAAAGCCUGGGAAGACUGGGAUGAUAAACAUGGAUCAGAAAAUGAUCACCCUAGGGGAUUCCCAGAGAAACAGUGUUAUGUUGUCUUUGUACUACAACAUGGAGGCAAAGACCUUGAAAGUUUUGUUCUAUCAAAUUUUGACGAGGCUAGGAGUUUAUUGGUUCAGGUUACAGCUGCCCUAGCUGUUGCAGAAGCAGCAUUUGAAUUUGAACACCGCGACCUGCACUGGGGAAACAUUUUGCUAAGUCGAAAUGGCUCUACUACAGUGCAGUUUCUCCUCGAGGGGAAGCCAAUUUCUGUGAAAACAUAUGGAUUAGCAAUAUCAAUAAUUGAUUUUACUCUCUCAAGAAUCAAUACUGGUGAAGAUAUUCUCUUCCUUGACCUAUCAUCAGAUCCUUACCUCUUUAAAGGUCCAAAGGGUGAUAAACAAGCUGAAACAUAUAGGAAGAUGAAGGAGGUAACAGAAGAUUACUGGCAAGGAAGUUUUCCUAAAACAAAUGUGUUAUGGGUGAUGUACUUGGUGGAUAUAUUACUUCAGAAGAAAUCAUUUGAACGUUCUUCGAAAAAUGAGAGAGACAUGCGAUCCCUGAAGAAACGUCUCGACAAGUAUAAUUCGGCUAAAGAAGCCAUUUCUGAUCCUUUCUUCAGUGACUUGCUUGUUCAUCAGCCAUGUCAAUGAAAUGGAGAAAAAAAAGGUUAAAGUUAACAUCUUGUUCCUUUAACAAUGUGUAGGGGCCAUCAGUAGAGAAUUCUGCAAAAAAAUGGUAGGAAAAAACUAAUUAUUAUCUUAGUUCUGUAGUAAUAUCUAACUAACUUAACAGUUUCAAAUUCACAAAAGGUUCCUUAGCAUAUUCAACUUCAAGAUUUCUGUAAAUAUCACAUUCUGAGAAAAAAAAAGGUUUAUUUGCAUUUUAAAUUUCAAUA